Molecule: messenger RNA, 1761 nt
Organism: Melampsora larici-populina 98AG31
Lineage: Eukaryota; Fungi; Basidiomycota; Pucciniomycetes; Pucciniales; Melampsoraceae
Exons: 3
Coding region: 68-1285 (405 amino acids)
Molecular function (GO): DNA binding
Source: RefSeq, a predicted model, not a curated record
GCAAAUUCUGGAACAGACACGCUUUCCUUCGACCGAUUUGCGCGAACAGCUGGCACGAGAACUGGCGAUGACACCUCGGCGUGUUCAAAUAUGGUUCCAAAACAGACGUCAAGGCAUGAAAAAGACGCAAGACCAACGCACCGAUCCUGAACCUACUCCUACUCCUACGAACACUUACAAUCGGGCUAGAGGUUAUAGCUUUGGUACCUAUCCUGUCCCUUCCGAUGCUUCUCCCCAUCCUCAAAGCCAGCCGCAGAACUCUGUCUACCCAUCGGGUCUUCCGGCUUACACUCCAACAGCGCCAGCCUCGUCGAAUCCAGUCUUUGAUUCACUUCCGAAUCACCUGUACACAUCUCGACCCUUUGCCCGAGACGGAAUGCCUAGGCAGCUCCCUCAGCUUCAACUUCGCAACAAUGCAUCCAACUCAUCUCUUUCGACCCUCAAUGAAAGCGCAUGUAGUGACUUUGCGUGGUCAGAGCCAUCUGCCGCAAGUAGCACUUGGAAUGGAAGCACUGCCGGCUAUCCUAUCAUCUCCGCUCCCUCGUUUGCCGACCGAGAGAGACUGUUUCCGUUUGGAAAACAACUCAGUCAUCCUUAUGAAUCUGCUCAUUCUCAAGAGUUUUCUAUCCACAACCAACCAGCCGGACGACAAGAUCAUCCUGCAAGUCGUAGUCGAAGCCAGACCAAUCCGGAUUUCUUUCAACUUGACAUGGCUAAUAACAUGCAUCAUCCUCUAUCUCAAUCUGAACUUAGCCAUCAGAGCAGUUCACAGCUUUCCCAAGAUAGUUUCCGUAAAGCGGACGAGUACGCUACGCCAACUCAACGAUUAAUGUCUCUUGAAACAGAUUGUAUUCCAGAUCGUCCUGACAGCGUGGCCGACACAUCUGCUUACGACAGCUUCAAUCUACAUGAUCAAGUCGAGACGGCAUCCUCCAGUGGAGAAUGGAAUGACGCUCUAUCCCGGUUGAAAGUAGCGGAUUAUCCCGACUCUAGAUCCCCUAAACAUUCCAUGGACCGGAUGUUGUCUUUUCAUGGAGGUCUUGAACACAGUAUCUACCCUUUGAAUUAUUCUACUCCUGAUUACACCAAUGAUCCGAUGAUGGGCAGACACUGCGCUGAUAUACCAAACGAAUUGAGUACAUCAGACUACGUGGGUGUAGGGGGAAACUCGCAUUUACAUCUCACCGAACCUCAAAUGAUCAAUGGGCCAGAAGACCUUGAUAAAUGCAUUCAGUCUAGCUCUCCAGGCCAUUAUCGACAACGUAGCCGAUCAUUCAAUGGAUAGAGCUUAUCAAGGCUUAUCAAACAAGUAUAUCAUUAUGAUCAAAACCUUGCCCUUCACGAAUGAUGGGUAGCUUAAUUCAUUUCCUUUUAUCUCGGAUUGGUUAUAACGAAAACAUUUCAACUUUCUCCCCCUUGAUCUUUCCCCCCCUGAUCUUUUUUACUUAUUCAUUUAACAAUAUCGCAUGGAUCUGCUGGGUACAUAGAUUGUAUGAUUAUUUUCUUUUUUAUUUUUUCCAUUUGAUUUUUCGUUUUCUCUUCUUUAGAUUGUUGUAUUGUUUUUUUUCUCUCUCUCUCUCUCUCUGCAUCUUGUAUCAUCAUCGCAUUCUGCAUUGUUUCCUUUUUUGUACUCUUAUUAUCGGCAUCAUUUUUUCUUUCUUUGAGAGAGCACUCUAUAUACGACAUUGGUUAUCGUUAUUGUAUGCCUUCAUCUUGUAGGAGCUUUGUAAUGAUUAUAUUGCAUUUUUUUAAAAACUUGAC